CCCUUCUUGUCUUCCUUUUCGUCGUUCAAGUCAAUGGGGUCAACAUCCAUGGCGGCCAUCUUUCUCGGUGAUCGGUGCUUGUGAGUAAGCGCGACCGCGAGGGGAAAUUGGCGGGUCACGUUUCUGAAUAAAUUGAAUGGAUGCCCUCACAGACCAAGACCGUGCGGCCGCGUUUCUCCAGUCGUUCAGAGAAAAGUGCAAUGAAAUUUUGAAGGACUUGGAGGGUCCGACCGAUGUCCGCUCGAAGAUCUCUCAACUCAGAAAACACCUAGUACAAGCUAUUCCAUUUCUACCACCAUACGACCGGCGACAAUGUGAGAUUCAAGUGAGCGACCUUGAGAAGCGGGUGACCGAGCGUCGCUCAUCUGAAACUUCGAAGUCUCGCUUUGCGUUCAAGCGAACGGCUGUGGCGAGCAAGCUUUCUCCAGAAGACAUCGUAGGAGCAGGGGAGGUCCCAACUCCAAUUCCGCAGAUGGCUGAAGUGAUGCCCAUGAACACAUUGCAAAUGACCAUUUCUGAACGCACGAAUGAGAUUAUUACCCUUCAUUCUCUAUAUUCCCUCGGCCUUCGAGAGGAUCGGGGAAGGCCAACGUCUUUGCUUAUUUCACACAUCGAUUCUUGCAUCAUCAAUUUACUCCCUCGCGCUUCAACCAACGUGGAGCCGGCUCCGGAGUCACUCCCCAUCACGAUCGUGCAUGUUCGCAAUAUAAGGCGAACAGUUCUUAUCCUCCCCAAAAUUUCCGGCAGCGUAUUGCUCCACGACUGCCAUGACAGUCUUGUAGUCAUCGAUUGCCAGCAGAUGCGAAUGCAUACAUCAUCGAAUACGGUCAUUCUGUUAUAUGUUCCAACAAUACCAGUGAUCGAGCACUGUUCAGAUUUGCGAGUUGGUCCCUAUCCAGCAUCAUUACCCACAUCAGCUUCUGAUAGCAAGCACCACGAGCUCCAAGAUUUCAACUGGAUAAAGGAAGGACCAUCUCCGAAUUGGAGUCCAUUAGACCAUUCACCUAUUGAAUUCCAAUGGGACGUAUCAACGCAGGAUUGGAAGUUGGUGCCUUCAGGAGGAGAGUCUGAGAUGGAUAGAUCUGCUGUCUUGAGAGCUGUAUCGACAGUCGAGUAACAUAAAGCCUGCUGUAGACAUGGAUGCCGCACCCCUAGGCAUUCGUGGUUGUGAGUACGAUAUAAAUAAAUAAACAAAAACAUCUAUGGACCCUAGUGUUGCUUAGCGUGUUUUUUAACAUCUACCCGUAGAUUUUAC
This is a messenger RNA of Cantharellus anzutake, 1255 nucleotides long. Its product is annotated as tubulin binding cofactor C-domain-containing protein. The record is from RefSeq and is a predicted model, not a curated record. Lineage: Eukaryota; Fungi; Basidiomycota; Agaricomycetes; Cantharellales; Hydnaceae. Gene Ontology annotation, cellular component: cytoplasm. Gene Ontology annotation, biological process: post-chaperonin tubulin folding pathway; tubulin complex assembly. The coding region runs from base 137 to 1117 and encodes 326 amino acids. The transcript is spliced from 5 exons. Gene Ontology annotation, molecular function: tubulin binding.